UCCCCAUUCGGUUGGCUAAGUGUUAAAAAUAGUAGCGUAUAAAAAUAGUCAAAGACUUCAAUGUAAAAUACUAUAUAAUGGUGGUUGUUUCAAGCUUGAGUACAUAAGAGUAUAAGUGGUCCAAUGAGUUUUAUUUCCAACAUAUUUCUGCUUUAAUAACAUAAUUACACAUUAUUUGAUUAGAUAAUUGAGCAAGUUAUCUAAACCAGGAAAUCUUGACUUACGUAGUGGAUUGCGGUAUAAACGCAAAAUGAUGAUCGUAUCAUUGUUUUUAGUCUUGUGUAAAUAAGUACAUGUGCUUCUCGAAAUCAGAAUUUCAAUUGUUUAACAGUUCCAAUAGUUUACAAUAGUGGUAUUAAUUAGUUUCCCUUUUAUCGAAUAUAGAAUAAUUAUUAUCAUAAACUGGUAUGACUUUGCCACCAAGAAUGGAUAAAAACCAAAAGUUAGAAAUACUGCGAAAUGCAAUUAAAACUUAUCCUGACUUCCCUAAACCAGGUGUCAUAUUUCGAGAUAUAUUUGGGAUAUUCAACGAUGUAGUUGCAUUAAGAGCGAUGAAAGACUUAUUAGUGGAACAUGUGUUAUUCCUUGAAGUUGAUUUGGUUGUAGGUUUAGAUUCGAGGGGUUUCCUGCUUGGACCUAUAAUCUCAUUAGAAUUGGGAAAGCCUUUUUUACCAAUUAGAAAAAAGGGUAAACUUCCAGGAGAAGUUAUAGAGCAGAAUAUUACUCUUGAAUAUGGAGAGGCUACACUUGAAAUUCAGAAGAAACUUCUAACUAAAGGAACGCGCGUAUUGGUUGUAGAUGACUUACUGGCAACAGGAGGUACUAUGAUCGGUGCAAUAGAAUUAUUAAGAUCAGGUGGAGUUGAAGUGGUUGAAUGUUUAGUGAUAAUUGAGUUAAGUAAAUUAAAAGGAAGGGAGAAACUCGAUGUACCUGUUCAUUCGUUUAUUCAAUAUGACUAGCCUUUUUAGGUUAAUGAAAAAAGUACAAUCUGGUGUAAAAAGAAUACAUUAUACAUAUUAUCCUUGCUUCUGCAAAAAGACAAAUAUAAAUAGAGAAAUAUUGUAUAUCAUUUGUACAAAAAGUUUUUAUAAUACAUAUUUACAAAUCAUAAAUAUAUCAUACAAAUUGAGACCGUUUA
This is a messenger RNA of Nomia melanderi (Alkali bee), 1138 nucleotides long. The record is from RefSeq and is a predicted model, not a curated record. Lineage: Eukaryota; Metazoa; Arthropoda; Insecta; Hymenoptera; Halictidae.